This is a messenger RNA of Phialemonium atrogriseum, 1527 nucleotides long. RefSeq lists its product as uncharacterized. The transcript has 4 exons. The record is from RefSeq and is a predicted model, not a curated record. Gene Ontology annotation, biological process: regulation of DNA-templated transcription. Lineage: Eukaryota; Fungi; Ascomycota; Sordariomycetes; Cephalothecales; Cephalothecaceae. The coding region runs from base 242 to 1405 and encodes 387 amino acids.
AAGACCAAAGGCCCACCUCCAACAAACCGAUCUGCCCACUGGACUCGAAGCUAGCCGAAUAUACCAAUUCUCCGGCUAUCAUUUCUUAGACGCGUCGCUGGGCCGUAGUAUGAUUUUGGUUCCAAACGUAACUGCACCACCACGCGUUCGUUGACAACCACGCAUCAAAGCCCUCGCCAUCUUUGAAACCAAGGCUCAGAAGCGACCAUCCGCGCGCUUCUUAUCCUCUCCUCGAAGCUCCAUGGAUCGCUCUGCGCCCGAGUACUCGCAGUCAGGUUUGCCUUCGCCCUAUCCAAGCAACUUCGGCGACACCAAGUCUGAGGCGUCGUCUGUAGAUAACGCAUCUGCUGCGCCAUACGCGACCCCGACCCCACAGCAGGAGGUGCGGUCCAGCAACUAUUCCGCGGCAGGCACGCCCACGUCUGAAUACGCUGUGUAUCCUCACUCGGCGCGGUCAGCCUCCUUCCCAGAGCAUAUCCAGCGUCCAUACCACCCAGCGAGCAACCCCAACGGCGGCACUGGAGGUAUGGCGCAAACACCAACAAGUCCGUCCAUGCCUCUGCAAGAUGGACGCAACCAUCAAAAUUCCCAGCAGGUCAAGUCUGACAGCGAAGUACCUAUAGAUCCAUCAAUCGCUGCCCCAAGCCCGACCUAUCCACACGGCCAGUAUCCUCCCUAUCCUGGCCACCAGCAGGAUAUGUCGCACAGCUAUGCGCAUCCGGGCAGCGCAUCACUGUAUGCCCAGCCUCGUCCGGACUGGAGUGGAUAUUCCCAACAUCCUCCCAUCACGCCUGGACAUCCGGUCUUCCCUCACACCCCGACUUCCGGCCCUGGCCAGAACCGACCAAGCCAGGUCUACUCCUUCGUCCCAAUCCCCGGAGCUCAGCAACACAAGAGGCCUCGGCGACGAUACGAGGAAAUUGAACGCAUGUACAAGUGCGGAUGGAAUGGGUGUGAGAAGGCGUAUGGGACGCUUAACCACCUGAACGCCCAUGUCACAAUGCAGUCCCAUGGGCAGAAACGGACUCCUGAUGAAUUCAAGGAAAUCCGCAAAGAGUGGAAAGCGCGCAAGAAGGAGGAAGAGGCUCAACGUAAGGCGGAGGACGACCGGCAAAGACAGGCCAAUGUCGCCGCUGCUGCUGCCGCGCAGAAUGGUGGUCAAGAUCCCCAUGCGCCCGACGGUGGUCAGCCUCCCACGACCUAUGCCUCUGCGCGUCCGGUCCAGUUGCCCCCGAUUGGUUACCAGCCAACACAAUACCCACCUCCUCCGUCCGCCGGUGUUCAGCAGCCCAUCCCAGAAUACGGUGGGAGUCAGAUCUACCCCAACUACCAACCUCCGUCACCCUAUGGCCAGCCUGGCCCGCAGAUGUAUAGCCAACAUAAUGGUGGCCCGCCAAAUCACUGACCGGCAUCAUUGCCGUUGGUUUCAGGCCGCAUGGAACAAGUGAGGAACCUUUGGCUCUGAGGGAUUGGCGAGAGGACGACCCGCCAAUCCUGUACAAUAUCUCCCUCGACCUGCACACAACU